Molecule: messenger RNA, 1083 nt
Organism: Zasmidium cellare ATCC 36951
Lineage: Eukaryota; Fungi; Ascomycota; Dothideomycetes; Mycosphaerellales; Mycosphaerellaceae
Exons: 1
Coding region: 1-1083 (360 amino acids)
Biological process (GO): coenzyme A biosynthetic process
Cellular component (GO): nucleus; cytoplasm
Molecular function (GO): phosphopantothenate--cysteine ligase activity
Source: RefSeq, a predicted model, not a curated record
AUGGAAUACUUCGCCGCAAACCCCAAACCCGGCGACCUCGACCGCCACAGCACCUUGGCCCGAACCUUCAUCGAGCAACAUGUCGAGAACAAGCGCAGGGUGGCGUUGGUAACUUCGGGAGGAACCACUGUGCCUCUGGAGAAUCAGACUGUCCGCUUCAUCGACAAUUUCUCUGCCGGCACCCGUGGUGCCACGAGCGCUGAAUACUUCCUCGAGAAUGGCUACGCGGUCAUUUUCCUCCACAGACAAUUCUCGCUACUUCCAUACUCGCGACAUUACAGCCACAGCACGAACUGCUUCUUGGACUACAUGACUGGAACGGAGGACGGUCCCGUGGUGGUGCAGAACGACUACCAGCAGCAGAUGGCCAACGUCCUCCGCCGCUACCGCAAAGCCAAAAAGGAGAACACCCUCUUACUGCUUCCCUUCGUGACGGUCAACGAGUACUUGUGGAAUCUGCGCGAAUUGGCAAUGCUGAUGCACCCGCUUGGAGCCAAUGCCCUCUUCUACCUAGCAGCUGCGGUGUCAGACUUCUUCGUCCCGGCAGAACGAAUGGUGGAACACAAGAUCCAGUCAGGAGAGGAGUUUGCUCAACCAAACGGCGAUGUGCCAACCGAGGAGGAACAGCGAGGUCGGAAGCCUGCGGCGCACAUGGACGGCAAAUCGUUGGUCAUUGACUUGGACCCUGUUCCUAAGUUCUUGAAGCUGCUGGUCGACGGCUGGGCACCCCAAGCAAUGAUCAUCUCCUUCAAGCUGGAGACAGACCCAAGCCUGUUGGCUAGCAAAGCCAAAGGCGCUCUCAAGAAAUACGCACACCACCUGGUCAUCGGCAAUCUACUCAACACUCGCAAGUGGGAAGUCGUCUUCGUGACUGCAGAUGGCGGCGAGAAAUGGAUCCGCGUACCGGCCAACAGGAGAGCCAAAAGUGUGACCGGCCGAACAGACGAUGGCAGGUCUGGCACCAAAGACAGAACAGAGCCGGCUAUGGAGAUUGAGAGCUUGAUUGUGCCGGAAGUAGCAAGCCUGCAUUCACACAUGAUUGAGCACGGAGACCCAAGAUACCUGAAUGGAUCGAAGGCAUGA